UCGAAAAACACGGUCUAUCUAGCCGUCAACAAUUAGUGAGAAGACGCUGAAAUAGCCGGAACUAAUAACUUUUGUUAGCGUUUGUUUUUUACGGGCAUUUAUAUGUGACGCACAACGUUUCCAUUACCAUCAGUCCCAGAUGUACAUCAACACGCUGACCAGAGGAGGAAGGUUUCUAUCAAUGAAGCACUUCAGGAAUUAAGCCACUUUAACUCACUAUUGAAAACAUUGAAUGAACCCAUCAGCCUGUGAAGCAGGCUGAAGAACAUGGUUCUGAAUCUAUGUUUGCCACAGUUUUCUACGACCGUUCAUUGCAACAAGCUGUGUGCAGAUGGCUAUGAUGUCACAAACCUUGUAUCAGAUGACCCAGCUCUCCGUAGGCGGGGCUUCAAGUUGGAAUAUUUUUUACGUCCACCGAUGCAGGUGACAUUGAAGUUCGGGUUCCAGGUGGAACUCUGUCGGGUGGAUGUAGAGCUAUGGCCCUGGGGAAUGGACCGCGGUCAGGCCAGCAAACGUGUGGAGAUCAGCACCUGUUCUGAUUCACUUCUAGUCAAGCAGAGUCAGUGUGGUGAACAGAGUGGGCGUCGACACAUACGGACCGCUAAAGAACAGCCACAAACAAGUGUCGGCUCCAGCCCCGCUGAGCCAGAGUUCAAACUGGUCGGUCGAUGUGAGCUGAAAGAAGAAACUCUGGUCACUUUUAUGCAUUCGCAUUUCAGAGCCCGGCCCCCGUUCCAGUCCCCACCUCCGCCACAGCCUCUGAACUGUCGACAGGAGGAUCUGUGGAACAGGGGUUUGCUCUCGUUGGGUGCAGUUACACAACUGCGUGUGACCGUACCUUUUGGUGGUGCGGCAUCUGCUCUGGGCUUCAAGGCUUUGUCUGUCUGGGGACAACCGGCUCGCUGCUGCCCAGCAGAAGACAUAGAAAGAAUCAGAACUGUCCUUGAGGCCAGUGAAAGACGGCAGACACAACCUGUACUUUUUCAUCCUGCUCUCAGACAAAUGAAGGAACCAACUGAGGCAGCCACAUCCCACAGCAGCGUCUCCAUGCCCGAAGAGUUCCUGGACCCGUUAACCCAGGAGGUCAUGACGUUGCCUAUGCUGCUCCCUAGUGGUGUGUCUGUGGACAACAGUACUUUAGAGGAGUACCAGAAAAGGGAAGCCACAUGGGGGCGACCUCCAAGUGACCCCUUCACAGGGGUCCCCUUCUCUGCAGCCUCCCGUCCUUUACCUAACCCCACACUGAAAACCCGUAUUGACCACUUCCUCCUUCAGAGAGGAGAGGUGAGGAGGGAUGGCAUGUUGGGAAGAAAAGGAGAAGGAAAAGAUCCACAGGCCUCCAGACUGGUAGCCUCUGAGGUCAAGGGACAGUCGCACAACUCUGCUGUUCUCAGCAAAGGAUCACACAUUAGUGCUGCUGUCGGAAAUAAUGUUGGUUCUGGGGAUUCAAACUCAAAACUAAGUGAAUCUGGUCCCUCCAGAUUUUACGGGGAUCAUGAGAGUUCCUUACAGCCUCCUGUUAGAGAAAAUAAAUCAGAAGUAUCUAAAAAGAAAAAACAGAGUGAAGACCAACGACUACAACACGUGAUGAAAAGACCGAGAAAUGACAGCACAGAUCCUGCCUCCAGCUGCAGCUCUCACGAGGAGCGCUUGUCAGCCAGUCUAGACGAAGCCCUCACCUCGGCUCUGCAGGGUCGACCCUCCUUCACCUCAAACCUGUCUCAGCAGAGACUGACUCCUGUCUCUGAAUCUCUGAACUCUACUCAACUCUGCCACAAAACAGACCCCUCCAACAUCCUAACAAGUGAGAAGUCAUGCUCGGCCUGUUCCUGCUCCGUCUCCGCCUACUCCACACAGACAUCGUCCAUCUACCGUUUAACCUGCACUCAUUUGCUCUGCCGCUCCUGCCUACGGACGCAAACGCAGUCCAAAAACUCUGUCGGAGCAGCAAGAGCCAAUCACAUCCUGUGUCCCAGCUGUGGUAGCCCCACAACACGCAGUGACAUCACACGUGUGCAUCACUGAUGGAUGGUAUUAUGGAUGACGUUGGACCUUCACAUCUUCUCCGAAGAAGGAGGCGGAUUGUUCUCAAGGUGAAGAUGGAAAGGUUCUCCCUACAUGACAUAUACAAUCGUCAACACUGACAGACAAAAGAAAAAACUCACGUCUUUAUUUGAGGUGUGACAUUAUGCUGUUUGUUUCAAUAUAUGUAUAUAAAUAAUUGAAUCGAUGAAUUCUCCUCAAUCAUCUCUGACAUUUUUUUAUUCUGCUUAAAAAAAAGGUCUUAUUUCCAGCCAGUGAAGAGCACGUCAUAUCUACAGCUAGAGAAGGGAGUUUAUUAAAUACAAGGACCUUAUCCAAUUUCCUCUUUACAAACUAAAAAAUCUUCUUAAGUAAGGAGUCCUCUUCCACUUUUACCAUACAGCCUUGGUUCUGCAGCCUUUUGUUGAUGCUGGAUGUGUAGAUUGGUUGAGGAGUCACAAAAAAGGCUUACAAACUGAAGAGCCCAGAGGCUACAUAGAAUUAAUGUAGAAAUGGAGUCGACUCAAGGCUGCGCAGACAUUGUGCAGAAUCAGAUGAGGUUCUUCACUGCUCUGCUGACCACCUGAUGUCAUGGGUUUUUCUUCUUUCUGUCCUUAUAAAAGAACAUUCUAUUCUUUCCUCCUACCCUCUGAAAGUACAAUCUCUUUCCAGCUAAUUCUCUACGUUUUAAUGGACGAAUAAGAGGGUUGCACUAAGUCGGUGGUUACAAAACCAAGGUGGUGUUGGUAGGGUUUAGUGGCAAGUAGUGGUAAGUCAUUUUGUGCCUGUGCCCACAGCAACAAGUGGAGGAGAGAGUUGUUUUCUGUAUGGUGCUCCCAGAUCCAAAACAGCAUCAUUUGUUUUUGGUUUCCCUGACAACAUUAAGCUUAAACAGGGUCAUGAUCCUACAUCCGCUGGAAAAAAAUCAGUUCUGAAUGUGAAAUGAAGACGGCAGCAUUAAAUGUGGACGGGGCCAUUGGGCCUGAGCUGAUUUGAUGUUUGUGUUGUCAACGCAGAAGUAAAAACACAGCAGAACAUCUGCUUUCAUGUCACCCUGCCCUUCAUAAACCAUCUGCACAAAGGCUUUUACUGAGAGAGUGUUUUUCCUGUAUCGAUAAAAAAGGGAAAAUAAAAAGAGUUUUUGACCACGAAAA
Cynoglossus semilaevis (tongue sole) is the source of this 3176-nucleotide messenger RNA. It is a transcript of the gene ubox5, whose product is annotated as U-box domain containing 5. The coding region runs from base 268 to 2025 and encodes 585 amino acids. Lineage: Eukaryota; Metazoa; Chordata; Actinopteri; Pleuronectiformes; Cynoglossidae. Gene Ontology annotation, cellular component: nucleus. Gene Ontology annotation, biological process: protein polyubiquitination. The transcript has 8 exons. Gene Ontology annotation, molecular function: ubiquitin-ubiquitin ligase activity; ubiquitin protein ligase binding. The record is from RefSeq and is a predicted model, not a curated record.